This is a messenger RNA of Aspergillus fumigatus Af293, 795 nucleotides long. RefSeq names its product cytochrome c oxidase assembly protein COX14. NCBI's taxonomy places the organism in Eukaryota, Fungi, Ascomycota, Eurotiomycetes, Eurotiales, Aspergillaceae. The record is from RefSeq and is a predicted model, not a curated record.
AUGUCCAGAUCCGCAGCCGACGCGACGCGAUUCACAGCCACAGGGCCCUAUGCCAGCUCCAAGCCCGGCGGGGCACCAUACAAGCUCCCCAGCUUUAUGGCAGAAUCCAAGAAAAACGCAGCACGGGGACCCGGCGAAAGACCAGAGACUCCGAAGGAAAAAGUCGAGCGAUUGCGAGCCCAGGCACGGGCGGCUCGGCUGGCCCAGUCAACCUCGCGCGUCGAUCAGAUGAUUGAUGUAGGGCGCAGAUUCGCGAACAAGGCGCAUAAGGUCAUGGUCUACAGUUUGAUCACCGCGUCCGGUAUCUGCGGUGUCCUCACGGUUUAUUCUAUGGUUUCUUUGACACUAUACAACCGUCGUCAGCGAGCGUUGUGGGUUGAAAGGGAAUUGCAGAAGCUGCAAGAUGCAAAGGCAGCUUAUGCCAGCGGAUCCGCAACACCAGAGCAACUCGAGUUAAUCAAGAAUGAGGAAAUUGGCGAGAUUAUGAAGCGGAAGAAGGAGGAGGCGAAGGCUCAGAGACCGUGGAACCGGGCCAAGGAAUACCUGUUUGGCGGACUAAAGCAGGACGAGACCACUUCCGAUCUAUCGUCAAAGGUUGACGGAGCUGCUGAUCACAAAGUGGGAGUGCUCGAGGCCCUCAACGCGAAGGCGGCGGAAGAUUCUAAGUCGAGGACACCCUCCGAAACAGCGACAAUGCCGGCACAGCCGGGACAGCUGGAUGUUCUUGCUGAGAAUGUGGAGACUGCUGCGAAGCAGUCAACACGAAGCUGGAAAAGCUGGCUUACUGGACGGUGA